AUGGCAGCAGAGACGAUGAUGUCCAAGAAAGAGCAAUUGACUCUGCAGCUGGAUUCGACGCUAACGCAAGUGCCCGAAGGAUGUGGACGUCGGAUGUGGUUGUUUAUGGGAGUUUACUGGAAGACACUCCUGGUACUGCUAGUGCCUUGCCUCGCCGGGACAGUGUUCCUGGUCGACACCUCACCGCCGUUCCGGUGUAUGUACAUCGUGAUGGUGAUGGGAGUGUUUUGGAUCACUGAAGCAUUACCGCUACCGAUCACCUCCAUGCUUCCGAUCGUGUUAUUCCCAAUGAUGGGCAUCCUGGACACGAACAGGACGUGCAUGAUGUACAUGAAGGACACGAUGCUGAUGUUCAUCGGAGGCAUCGUGAUGGCACUGGCAGUGGAGUACUGUAACCUUCACAAGCGCGUUGCCUUGAAGGUGAUCUCCGUGAUCGGGUGUAGCCAGCGGAGGCUUACUUUCGGACUUACCGUGGUGACAAUGUUUGUAUCGAUGUGGAUCUCCAACACGGCCACCGUUGCCAUGAUGUGUCCGAUCGUACAGGCAGUGUUGGAGGAGCUAGAAGCGCAAGGACUUUGCCAAAUCAACGAAAAACCAAAGUCGGUCGAGGGCCCCGCGAGUGAGGAUGAAGAACUUCCCCGACCUACAAAGGUAACUAUGUGCUACUACAUCGGCACGGCCUAUGCGGCAACGUGUGGUGGUGUUGGAACGAUCGUGGGUUCUGGUGUGAAUCUCACUCUGAAGGGUAUUUACGAGAGUCGUUUCCCUGAUGCGCCAACCAUCGAUUUUCCAUCGUUUAUGUUCUACAACGUACCCGGCAUGCUGAUAUUCACCUUUCUCACCUGGGUUUGGCUGCAGUUUCUCUUCAUGGGCAUGUUUAGACCCGACUGUGAAGAUGCCCGUGCUGCCAACAUAGGCCCUGAAGGCGAAGCCGUUGCAAAGCGAGUGAUCGAGAAUCGGUACCGCGAACUGGGACCGAUGAGUUCCCACGAGCUCGCUGUGGCGUUUUUCUUCGUCCUUUCGGUCGUGCUGUAUUUUACCCGCGAACCAGGCUUCAUGACGGGAUGGGCAGAUCUCAUACCGGAUGCCAAAAUCAAAGACGCAACUCCCGCCAUUUUCGUCGUGAUCAUGAUGUUCAUUGUACCGGCCGACUGGAACUGUUUGUCGUUCUUUCACAAAAGUGGCGGGCGCCUACCGAAACGAGCCUCACCGGGUCUUAUUACGUGGCGGUUUAUUAACCAAAAAACACCCUGGAGCCUGCUGUUCCUGUUGGGCGGUGGGUUCGCCUUGGCUGAAGGUGGUCGCACUUCCGGAAUGUCGGCCUUGCUAGGACAAUCGCUGGCUGGGCUGAAGGUUUUACCACCGCUGUUGCUCCUGUUCGUGCUGUGCGUCGUUGGUGAAUUUCUUACCGAGUUCACCUCGAACGUGGCCAUCUGUAAUGUGUUGUUGCCCGUGCUGGCGGAAGUGGCGCUCGCGAUUGAAAUUCAUCCCCUGUAUCUGAUGUUUCCGGUAGCGAUGGUAUGCAGCUUUUCGUUCCACCUACCGGUCGGUACACCGCCGAACGCCAUCGUUGCCGGGGUGGGCAACAUUCGCAUCAAGGAUAUGGCCGUCGCCGGUAUUGGGCCGUCCAUCUUUACGCUGCUUGUCAGCUGGGCCAGUUUUCCGACGUGGGGCAGCAUUAUCUAUCCGGAGCUAGCGACCUUCCCCGACUGGGCACGGCCCUUAAACGAGACGGCACUGUAA
Messenger RNA from Anopheles marshallii, 1743 nucleotides. RefSeq names its product protein I'm not dead yet-like. Bases 1 to 1743 code for a protein of 580 amino acids. Gene Ontology annotation, cellular component: membrane. The record is from RefSeq and is a predicted model, not a curated record. Lineage: Eukaryota; Metazoa; Arthropoda; Insecta; Diptera; Culicidae. Gene Ontology annotation, molecular function: citrate transmembrane transporter activity; succinate transmembrane transporter activity. Gene Ontology annotation, biological process: citrate transport; monoatomic anion transmembrane transport. The transcript is spliced from 8 exons.